ACAAAACCACCGUAGAUGUCUAGACUAAAAACUCGCUUAAAAAACUUCUCAGGAAAAUCAAUCUGGAUUUACAACCCGGGGAGGAACGCAAGGGGAGCAGUCAAAAUGGCUGUCUUCCAGUCCACGAAGCUAACACAACGUAUCAGUCCCUAGAAUCUCACAAAGCCAGAUGUUUUCUGAAGGCCACAUGAUGUAACAGUUCAUUGAACCUAGCACCCAUAGAUUAUGAAUUGAUGACGAUUUUUUAGCAAAUUUUUAAUGGAAAGCAUUAUCUGUAGUAGGUCAUGAUUUUUUUCCUGCUAAAUAAAUGGCUGCACGUGUUGGCUAGUUUUCGAAGCCGGUUUUUGGGGUUGGUUAAAUAGGUGGUCAAGCUGUAAUUUUGACUGCACACUCAUUAGUGCAUUCAAGCGAUUAUUAACAAAGAUUCAUCUUAUUGCAUUUACGCAUGAGCGCAUACAUGUACAGUCGCGGCAAAACUUACCUACGGCCGAUGCAAACAAUGUAAACUGGGAAUGAAGUACUGUAUUUCGUUAGAAUAAAAUAUUGUGGUGUUGCGGUAAAUGAAGGCCAUCUUUGCCGGCGUUAUAUUCUGCUGCUGCACGCUCUUCAUCCUGUUUUUUACCAGUCACAUGACACUGGAUAAAUCCUCCUACUUUCAGCCACUUGCGUGGCGGUUUCCCUUGUGCACCGCAUAUUUGACCAAUGCUGAUUAUUGCCAAAAAUGCUCACUUCGCAAUCUGGACCACAAUUUCAAAGAGCAGCUGCGGAGAUCCCUCAGCAACACCUCGCUGGCGUUUAUCGGCGAUUCGCGGAUCCGGCAUAUGUUCGCGUAUCUGCGGAGUCUGUUGGACGGCCGGCAUGUGGUUCUGAAGGAGACCAUCAACGACACGCUGCACUGGGACGAACCACGCCAAUUUCAAUUGUCGUUUUAUGCGCGACUGUAUCCGGAUACCGCCAUGCGGGCGCUGGUGCGUGAGUGGCGCAACGGUACCCGCCCCUUGCCGCAUUACGUCAUCAUGGAAACCGGGGCGUGGACAGUAUUUCGGUAUGGAGAAGCCGCGCUGCCGGAAUUUCGCCGGAAUUUGACCGUUUUGGCCGAGGAUUUUGCUGCGCUGAGUGAUCUUACAACGGUCAUCUGGAUACGAACGCUGCCAAUUAAUCCCGUCGAACUGGCCAUCAACACCCAGUGGAGUCACCGGCGCAACGCAGAUGUGUUAGCCGAACGUUUCGGACGUGUUGUGGAAGAGGUGGCACGGAAUGCCGGCAUUGUGUUGUGGGACGCGGUGUACCAAGAUUCCAGAGAAUAUGUGCAUAUGUAUAAGGAUGUCGUGCAUCCCGGUCUGACGCUGCUGCGAAAGGCGAUUUGUCAACUGCUCUUCGCCCUAGAUACAGGUUCCUGUCGAUGCUCCCUUUCUGGAUCAUUCACAAAAAUUUUUAAUGAUGUGACCUUUCUUAAUUAAAGCCCACGAUUCACUGUUUUUCUUUAAAUCUUGAACAAGUGACAAUAAAAACGGAUUGCCGUGGCACUUUUAAUAGCAGCACUGGAAGGAAUUAUCAA
Paramacrobiotus metropolitanus is the source of this 1558-nucleotide messenger RNA. RefSeq names its product N-acetylneuraminate 9-O-acetyltransferase-like. The transcript is spliced from 8 exons. The coding region runs from base 561 to 1460 and encodes 299 amino acids. Lineage: Eukaryota; Metazoa; Tardigrada; Eutardigrada; Parachela; Macrobiotidae. The record is from RefSeq and is a predicted model, not a curated record.